This is a messenger RNA of Striga asiatica, 2049 nucleotides long. The record is from the annotation of a GenBank genome assembly. Lineage: Eukaryota; Viridiplantae; Streptophyta; Magnoliopsida; Lamiales; Orobanchaceae.
CUCCAAUUCAUUCCAUUCCAAAUUCCAUUUUGUCUUACCAAUCAUCCAUAACAAUUUAAAUAAAGAUGUACUUUAUUAAAUCCAAAAACGGUAUACAUUUCUUCUGAUCCGACUUCUGAACUCUGAAGAAAAGAGAGAACUACAGGGCAUCUUUAUUUUCAUUGUAUAAUUUCAAUAGUUAAAUACUUAACAGUGCAGGAUUUAUUAAAAAGGCUGGUCAGCAGUCAAAAUGGGAUUCGAGUACGGUGACGCGCCGUCGUGUCCGGCGGAUUGCGGCGGAGGCGUGGAGGAGGAGCUAGUAAUGAGCGAGGUUCACCUGGGCUGCCCUCCUAACCACGCUGGGCCCCACAUCUCCCGCUUCACAAUCUCAUCACCACCUCGAGAUGAACAGAUUGAAGAUAAUCCAGAUUCAGUGAGGACAAAAGCAUGUGAAGUGGAUGAAGAUGGUGACUUGAUUCUACCCAGAAGGCGUAAUCCUCCAAAAGAUUCUUUUGUUAUCCGCAUCCAACAUAAUAUCACCUCAUCCAUUCCCAGAGUUGGUCUCCAGGUUUGGAGAGCAGAACUAGUCCUAGCUGAUUUUGUGCUUCAUGUGAUGAGUAAAUCAACAAAUUUUGAUGGGAUUGUUGCAACAGAACUCGGCGCAGGGUUGGUUGGCAUGUUACUUGCACGUGCUGCUAAUACUAUAUUUGUAACUGGUAAAGCAUAACUCGUCGGACCCUUUAAUUUGGUUUUACUUAACUGCUAUUUCAUGGUAUUUGUUAUCUUGUUCGACACUUCCAUAACGAACAACUUCUUUUCUCCUAGUUGCAUGAAGCAGUAAGAGUAUCUAUACUUGGCAUGUUUGUGACCAGUGAUUGAUGGGUUAUUAUACUUUUUUCUUUAGUGAAAUACCAAUGAAAUUUCAAUAUCGUACAGACCAUGGUGAUGAAAUACUCGAAAACUGUGCCAACAAUUUCAAUCUCAAUGCUGGGAUUUUUCAGCGAAAGGCUUCUAUAUAUAUACGUGAACUUGAUUGGACGAGUCAAUGGCCACCCGAGAUAGUUUCAAAUUCUCCAUCUCAGCAAAAAUAUGGUUGGAGCAUAGCAGAGGUUGAAGAGCUCCAGAGAGCUACUGUUCUCCUUGCUGCUGAUGUCAUAUACCAAGACGAAUUAACUGAUGCAUUUUUCAGCUUAUUAGAAGCAAUUAUGUCUAAUGGUGCCGAGAAGGUUCUAUACGUAGCCUUAGAAAAGCGGUACAACUUCUCCAUUGAUGACCUCGAUGUUGUAGCCAAUGGUUAUUCACGCUUCCGAAGUUAUCUUAAAACCGAGGAAGAUGAGAAUGGGUUUGAAACUGAAAAUUCGCCUAGCUUUUCGGGUAAGCUCAUCAAUCUUGACGAGAUACCUCAGUACGUGAGGGAGUAUAACCGAGGUGAAGAUGUUGAGUUAUGGCAAAUCAGAUAUGUGAAGCCAAAAUCUUAAAACCGGGUAAAGUUUGUUUUGAAGAGCUAAAUUGCACGAAUGCCAGUAUCUAAAAACUUUUAUCCAUGAUAGAGUAUACUUGGAGGGUAAGUGCAAAAGUUUGGUGAGCUUAAAAGUCCAAAAGCUGGAAAAAUUAAUGUAAUUUUACUCAUUUUUUGAAAUAUAUUUACACAUAAUUUUGCGACUUGUGCUCUACUAGUUAGAGAUUGGAUUUAUCCCGAAGGUGAUACAAAGAAAAAAAAAAAAACAUGGAAAAUUACAUCUUUGCAGUGUUGGUUCCAAAACUAAAAGCAACUUUAUCUUGAUAUGAUACCAAGUGCUGAAAAUGGGGUUUGGAGAAAGAAAGAAAGAAAGAAAGGGGGGAAAAAGCAGUUAUUUUUGCCUUUUGCUGUUUUUUGAUUUCUCUUGCCUGGAAAUUUUUUGUCCUGUUUUUUCUUUUUAGAGAUUAUGAAUACAAUAUGUUGUUAGUCGCUAGCCAAGUUUUCGUUUUUUUCUUUUGUAAACUCCAAUUGGAUGUAUGUUUUUGAAAGAGAUGUUUUUUUCGGUUUUAGACUCUUUGUUUCAUCUUUCGUGUCUGGAGAGAACAUCUGAC